Aedes albopictus (Asian tiger mosquito) is the source of this 1274-nucleotide messenger RNA. RefSeq names its product alcohol dehydrogenase class-3. Gene Ontology annotation, cellular component: cytosol. Gene Ontology annotation, molecular function: S-(hydroxymethyl)glutathione dehydrogenase [NAD(P)+] activity; zinc ion binding. NCBI's taxonomy places the organism in Eukaryota, Metazoa, Arthropoda, Insecta, Diptera, Culicidae. Gene Ontology annotation, biological process: formaldehyde catabolic process. The transcript is spliced from 2 exons. The record is from RefSeq and is a predicted model, not a curated record. The coding region runs from base 39 to 1238 and encodes 399 amino acids.
CAUCUUAUCUUUUACCACCGUACCGGCGCUUCAUUCAAAUGCGAACCAAAAAUGAUUAUUUGAGAGGUUGCCGUCUGAAUAGACUUAUCAGUUCAAGUGCAGCAAUGUUCAAAACAGCAGGACAGACUAUUUCAUGCCAAGCAGCCGUAGCUUGGGAGCCCAACAAACCCCUCUCUGUGGAAACCGUCGAGGUUGCUCCGCCAAAAGCUGGAGAAAUUCGGAUAAAGGUAAUCGCAUCGGGCGUGUGCCAUUCGGAUGCCAGUUUCCUGGCAGGAUACGACCCAGACGUUGCCUUUCCGGUUAUUUUCGGUCACGAAGGGUCAGGAAUUGUGGAAAGUGUCGGCGAUGGCGUUACGAACUUCAAGCCGGGAGACCACGUGAUCCCAUUGUACAUUCCGCAGUGCUUCGAGUGCAGGUCCUGCAAAAACCCCAAAACGAACUUGUGCUCGAAAACACGAACCGGUCCGGGGAAGGGACUGAUGUCCGAUGGGACCACUCGGUUCACCUGUAAGGGUCAGCAAGUAUACCAUUGUAUGAGCACUUCAACCUUUUCCGAGUACACCGUUGUAAGUGAGAACUUCUUGUGCAAAAUUGAUGAAUCUGCUCCGUUGGAGAAAGUUUGCUUACUGGGAUGUGGUAUCCCAACAGGAUAUGGAGCAGCUUUGAAUGCCGCAAGUGUCGACAAAGGAAGCAGCUGUGCCGUCUGGGGUCUAGGAGCCGUUGGAUUGGCCGCGGUAAUGGGUUGUAAGGCCGCGGGAGCAACUAGAAUCAUUGGUGUCGAUAUCAAUCCUGACAAAUUCAAACUUGCAGAACAAUUUGGGUGCACGGAGUUUGUCAACCCUAAUGAUUAUGAUAAACCAAUUCAAGAAGUGCUCAUCGAAAAGACGCAAGGUGGAUUAGAUUACACAAUUGAAUGCGUAGGAAAUGUAACGACAAUGCGAGCGGCACUUGAGUCCUGCUGCCGUGGAUGGGGAGUCUCCGUUAUUGUUGGUGUAGCAGAGUCCGGGCGUGAUAUUUCAACACGUCCGUUACAGCUUAUUGUUGGUAAAACGUGGAAGGGAACUGCUUUCGGAGGAUGGAAAAGUGUGGAAAGUGUACCAAAGCUUGUCACAAAGUAUAUGAACAAGGAACUAAUGGUAGAUGAGUUCAUUACACAUACUAUGUCAAUAGAUAAAAUAAACGAAGCAUUUAAACUCAUGCAUGAAGGAAAAAGCAUUCGUUCAGUUAUAAUAUUUUAACAAAACUAAAUAAAGCUACACUGAUAUUAAAGAUGA